AUGAGCUUCUUCUCCUAUUUGGACCCCAGGAGGAUCCAGUGGGGUGCCACAUGGUACGCCAUGCACUCCAGGAUCCUACGCACCAAACCUGUGGAGUCAAUGCUGGAGGGGACGGGCACCACCACCUCUCAUGGGACCAAGCUAGCCCAAGUGCUCACUACGAUGGACCUGGUUUCCCUUGGAGUUGGAAGCUGUGUUGGCACUGGAAUGUAUGUAGUGUCUGGGCUGGUUGCUAAGGAGAUGGCUGGGCCUGGGGUCAUUGUUUCCUUCAUCAUUGCAGCAGUUGCCUCCAUUUUGUCAGGUGUUUGUUAUGCUGAGUUCGGAGUGCGUGUCCCGAAAACCACAGGCUCUGCCUACACCUACAGCUAUGUGACAGUUGGAGAGUUUGUGGCAUUCUUCAUUGGCUGGAACCUGAUCCUGGAGUACCUGAUUGGCACAGCAGCUGGCGCAAGUGCCCUGAGCAGCAUGUUUGACUCCCUGGCAAAUCAUACCAUCAGCCACUGGAUGGUUGACAGUGUUGGAACAUUAAAUGGACUGGGGAAUGGAGAGGAAUCAUAUCCAGAUCUUCUCGCUCUUGUUAUUGCUGUCAUUGUAACCAUCAUUGUGGCCAUGGGGGUGAAGAACUCUGUGGGAUUUAACAACGUGCUCAAUGCAAUUAACCUGGUAGUGUGGAUCUUCAUCAUGAUCGCUGGGCUUUUCUUUGUCAAUGGCGACAACUGGUCUGAAGGGCAGUUCUUGCCAUUUGGAUGGUCUGGGGUGCUAAAAGGCGCAGCUACUUGUUUCUAUGCCUUCAUUGGCUUUGACAUAAUCGCCACCACAGGAGAAGAAGCUAAGAGUCCCAACACCUCCAUUCCCUAUGCGAUCACGGCUUCAUUGGUCACAUGCCUGACGGCAUAUGUAUCUGUGAGUGUAAUCUUAACUCUGAUGGUGCCAUACUCUGCCAUUGAUUCUGAAUCCCCUUUGAUGGAAAUGUUUGUAGCCCACGGAUUCUAUGCCGCUAAAUUCAUUGUUGCCAUCGGAUCUGUAGCAGGAUUGACAGUGAGCUUGCUGGGCUCCCUUUUCCCAAUGCCAAGAAUCAUUUAUGCCAUGGCUGGCGAUGGGCUGCUCUUCAGAUUCUUGUCCCAUGUGAGUUCUUACACGGAGACUCCAGUGGUGGCUUGUAUUGUCUCAGGAUUUCUAGCAGCACUGCUCUCCUUGCUGGUCAGCCUACGGGACCUGAUAGAAAUGAUGUCCAUCGGCACACUCCUGGCCUACACUUUGGUCUCUGUUUGUGUCUUGCUUCUCCGAUACCAGCCAGAGAGUGACAUUGACGGCUUUGUCAAAUUCCUCUCUGAGGAACACACCAAGAAGAAGGAAGGGAUUCUAGCUGACUGUGAGAAGGAGGUUUGCUCUCCAGUGAGCGAAGGGGAGGAGUUUACUGGCCCACUCACCAACACGUGCGGUGCAAAAAAUCUGCCAUCGCUGGGUGACAAUGAGAUGCUCAUUGGGAAAGCAGAUAAACCCACCUACAACAUCAACCACCCCAACUAUGGCACAGUCGACAUGACCUCAGGAAUCGAGGCAGAUGAGUCUGAAAACAUUUACCUCAUCAAGCUGAAGAAGUUAAUAGGACCACGUUAUUACACAAUGAGGAUUCACCUGGGACUGCCAGGGAAAAUGGAUCGCCCAACAGCAGCUACUGGCCGCACUGUCACCACCUGUGUGCUCCUGCUUUUCGUCCUGAUGUUCAUCUUCUGCUCUUUCAUAAUUUUCGGUGCAGACUAUAUCUAUGACAAGAGCUGGUGGGCUAUUCUCCUGAUGGUUUUGAUGGUCCUGCUCAUCAUUGCAUUGGUAUUUGUGAUCUUGCAACAGCCAGAAAACCCCAAAAAGCUGCCAUAUAUGGCACCUUGUCUCCCUUUCGUCCCUGCAUUUGCCAUGUUGGUGAAUAUUUAUCUCAUGCUGAAGCUCUCCACGAUCACAUGGGUCCGAUUUGCUGUUUGGUGUUUCGUGGGCUUGCUCAUUUACUUUGGCUACGGCAUGUGGAACAGCACACUUGAGAUCAGCGCCCGGGAAGAGGUCCUUCAUCAGAGCACAUACCAGCGCUACGAUGUGGAUGUUGACCCAUUCUCAGUCGAAGAAGGCUUUUCCUACGCUAAUGAGAGUGACAACUACCAGGACUGGGGGCCUUCAGAAGACAAAGGCUUCUCUUACCAGCAGAUGUCGGCGGCAAAGGAAAGCAGUCGGACGAGUAGCAAAUCGAAAAGCAAAGGCAAACACAAACAGAACUUCGAGGCCCUGAUUGCAAAUGAUGAGCUCGACUACUCACCAGAAUAG
Molecule: messenger RNA, 2313 nt
Organism: Emys orbicularis (European pond turtle)
Lineage: Eukaryota; Metazoa; Chordata; Testudines; Emydidae
Gene: SLC7A14
Product: solute carrier family 7 member 14
Exons: 7
Coding region: 1-2313 (770 amino acids)
Biological process (GO): amino acid transport; transmembrane transport
Cellular component (GO): plasma membrane
Molecular function (GO): amino acid transmembrane transporter activity
Source: RefSeq, a predicted model, not a curated record